Gasterosteus aculeatus aculeatus (three-spined stickleback) is the source of this 3288-nucleotide messenger RNA. It is a transcript of the gene radx, whose product is annotated as RPA1 related single stranded DNA binding protein. Gene Ontology annotation, molecular function: single-stranded DNA binding. Lineage: Eukaryota; Metazoa; Chordata; Actinopteri; Perciformes; Gasterosteidae. The record is from RefSeq and is a predicted model, not a curated record.
UGAUGACGUCAGAUCCGGCUCAGCGCGGAUUUUAAAAAUACCGUUAGCUAAUUCCUGUUUACAUCCGGCAGAUAGUUUCUAGCUCAGACUGAAACAUUGUCACGGUGACUUUAAACAAGUAAAAAAUCAUUUGAAACUUGUUUAAGCUGUUCAGGGCAAAUCGUGACGCAUUAAAACAGCACUUGUGUGUUUGCAACGUUAGCUAACGGUAACCUGUCUUCGUUAGCCUAGUGGCUAACUGCUAUCCAGCUAUAACGUUAGCUUGUUUUGUGGUAAAGAAACGUCAAGCAGACACGUCGACUACCACCGAUUAUUCAACGUUGGACAGAAGCUAGCCGACCUCAGCCAAUGAUCUAACUUAAGGUAACAUGGGGGACAGCCAGCUUAGCAUUUAGCAUUAACUGUCCACAAUGGAGGAUCCCUCUCCUUGUGCUUCGUCGCUCGCUGAGCUUCCCUGUGCGUCGUUCCUCCAGCGGACGUUGGAGCAGCUGUGCUCCUCGCAGUGCCUGAAAACAAAUCCCGAGGCGGCAGCGGCGUCUCCCGUCGCCGUCGUCGCACUUCAGCGGUACUUAUCCGAGCAAACCGAGGGGCCGCAGCCCGACAGCUACAGUUACGACGUGACGGUCACUGACGGAGUCUGGCGAGUCAAAUGCUUCCUUCACCCUAGUUUGAAUCACCUGGCACACGCGAACAGGCUGCGGGCGGGGAGGGAGAUCGGCAUCACGCAGUGCUCGUUCGUGUACAGCGAGAGGAGGCUGGGACACGGUUACAUUUGCAUCGAGAAGCUGCGGUGCGGCGCGCGGAGGUCCGCGCUCCUGGCGCGCGUAAAGGACGUCGCGUCGCUUCCCAUGUUGGUGAAGCGCGGCAUGGAGAGGAGUGCGGUGCUGCAGAGUGACGUUCCCCUUCAGGUGAGCCGCAGGCAUUACCUGUCUCUGUGGAACAACGAGGACCCGGAGGGGGAUGGAUGGACCUCCGGGUCCGCCGCGCCAUCCAACACCGUGCUGGACGUGUCCAAGAUCACUCUGCUGUGUAGUCUCGAGUCCUGCUUUAAAAAGACAUGGAAUCCUCUCCCUCUCCUAGUGAAGAUAAUACACAAAUCUAGGUUACGGUAUUAUGGGAAGUUUGGGCUCAAGAUUGAUUAUCCGUAUCUGGCGUACUUCGAAGUUGCCGACCAGAGUGGGACAAUGUCCCUUGUGCUUUGGAACGAACUUUGCCUUGAGUUUUACCAGAGACUCACCGUAGGCACCGUGUUGUACAUCCAGAAUUACUCCCUGAAGCAGAGUUAUACCAAACGAUCCCACCCCCAAAUGGACCACCACAGAAUGAAGACUUUUGACUCUGUAGAAAUCUGCCUGAACCCUCACAACCCUACUUCCGUCAUCACUGUGGUCUCACCAAAGAGUGUACUGCCUCAGUGGGCGUUGCCCGAAGUUUCCUACCAAUUCACGACCAGGCUGGAGUUGGAACACAUGCCCAGCAACUCUGCAUGCGAUGUCAUCGGUCUAGUGACGUUUGUUGGCCGGGUGGAAAGAGUCAAGAGUAAAGGGACCAAAGCCCCGGAAAAGCACUGGACCUACCGCUGGAUCCACGCGGUGGACGGAACGUCUGACCGCCCUUUUAUUCUGGAGGUUUUUUCCUCUUCCCAACCAGAAGUCUUCAAUCGUAUAUGCCCGAUGACCUACCUGGUGUGCACUCAGAUGAGAGUUUGUCACGUGGAAGGCUCGUCGCCCUACCUCACCAGCAGCUGCGAGACAGAGACGUUCAUCACAGGCUAUCACAAAGGUCAGCCGUAUGUGGGCGACCCCAGAGUGAAAAGCUUCAUCCAGUGGACCAAAACUCUGAAGGACAGCGUUGUCCUCCAGAAGACUGCUGUUGGAGGUCACUACUGCUUCCCUCGGCCCCCUCAGAAAUUCACACAGUCAGUGGCAGAGGCCUCAAGUCAACCUCCUCUGGUUGCUGCAGCUGACUUAAAGAAGGUGUUAGAGACGCUGCAAUAUAGGGAACAUAAAACGGUUGCAAUUCAAGGACAGAUCACAGCGGUGCGCUACAUGAAAAACCUGCAGAUCACAGAGUCUGGAGGAACAGAAGAGAAAGAGGCGGAGGAUGUUUCUACUGAAGCGUGUGAACGCGCCCCGGUACCAGACGCACACAGACAUCCCUCAACAGCUGAACAGACUCUGGCGGCGGGUUCAACGUCGGCGGGUUCAAGCGAAAGGAAAAGAAGAAUUCAAACGAGAAAAGCCAAACAGUCCCUAUUGAAUCGUGUCAGCGCGUUGGCAAAGAGGAGACAUCGAGAUACAGAGGAGGAGGAGGAGGAGGAAGAGGAAGAAGAGAGUGACUCUGGGUCUGAGGAGACUCAGGAUGUUGAACGCCAACAACUGCAACAUCAAAAUCCAGACUCUGAAGUGAUCUCCUGGGAGAGCAGCAGUUGGCCGGAGCGACGACUGGAAGUGUCUGAACAUCUGCUUGGAGGCGGCCUGUACCGGGACAGCGUGUCUCGGAGGUUCUCGGCCGACGAAAAGGAUGUCCUCCUGCAGCAGAGCAACCUUCAAGCGACGCGGUGGACGGCAAAUCAGGACGCGGAGGCCAUUGCUCCUGCAGUGCAUCCUGGGUACUACCGAGUAACAGUACUAGGCAUAAACAAGCAGAUAGCCAUGGAUGCUGCGUUUCUGCCCGUGGUGAGCUCCGACGAGCCCAGGGCGGUCGGCCUUCCUCAGGAUCCCCACGGAAACAGCAUGCUGUCCUGCCUUUCGUCGGGCUUCCUCUGUCCGCUCGCCGACCGCCGCAGCGAGUCAGCGCUUCCCGAGCCAGAGGAGGUCCUGGCGACUGCCGUGGAGCUGGAGGACACGCAUUUGGUGUGCGUCUUGGACCUUUGCCAUCUGGGUGGUGACGAGGUGGAGGUGGUGAUCAAUAAGGUGUACCAAGUGGCCGAGGCUUCUCUCAAUUAAUACCAGCAUGGGACAUUCAUCUUGUCUUUUGAUUGAAAUAGAAAAGGUUUUGAACCAAAUCUCUUCUUAAAUAUCCGUAAAUUAUAUUAUUACCCAUUCCAUAUGUACAGUAAAUAGGACGGCAUUCUUUAAUAAUGUUCUUCGAGUGGGAUGUUAAUCUGCAGUCAAUUAAAAUGCUGAAAGACAUAAUACUGCAGAUUUUCUAACCACUUUAAUUUUACUGUGUAAAAUGCGACUGCCAAAUCUUCUCCAUGAAAUUGUUAUUUUGAAAAGCGAAUGGUGUUUUGUUUUUUUCCUGGAUGGUUGACAUUGAUGAAUAAAAUCUCUGAAGAUGAAAUCA